AUGGAGGCCAUGGAGGAGCUGUCGCAGCUCUCCGAGUCGAUAUGCCAGGCGGCCUCGCUCCUCGCCGACGACGGCCCCUCCGACGACUCCGCGCCAAGGCGCCCGUCCAACUUCCUCAACACCGUCGUCCUCGGCAACGUCGUAACUGUCCACGGGGUUCUACUCGAGCUCGUGCCCAGGCGCGCCGGGCGCAGUCGCGUGGGUGGUGCAGUCGGCCGUGGCGAACGAGCCGCGCAUGGGCGCAUCCAUCCUCCGCCUCUUCUUCCACGACUGCUUCGUCCAGGGCUGCGACGGGUCGCUGCUCCUGGACGACACUGCGAGCUUCCAGGGGGAGAAGAUGGCGACGGCCAACAACGGGUCGUUUGUGAGAAAGUUGAAGCCAAAGGAAGAACAACAUACAAUGAGGUUGCGGAUGAAAUUUAUUCAGAGCUGAAAUCCAUGGCACAUAUUGGUCAAGGGUUUGAUGAGAAGAAUAUUAGGCAGAGAGUGUAUGAUGCUUUCAACGUUCUCAUUGCACUUCGUGUUAUUGCAAAAGAAAAAAAGGAGAUACGGUGGAUGGGCCUUUCAAAUUACAGAUAUGAAAAGCUAAAGAAGUUGGAGGAAGUUCGCAAAGAACUCGUCAACAAGAUUAGGCACAAGAAGGCACUCCUCCAGGAAAUCAAAAAACAGGUAAGUUGUUUACACUAUGCAACACUUUUCUUUGGUUUUGUUGCCUCCUACUAUUAUAUAUACCGCUGUAUUUGAUAUCUCCUGAUGAUUC
Molecule: messenger RNA, 760 nt
Organism: Hordeum vulgare subsp. vulgare (domesticated barley)
Lineage: Eukaryota; Viridiplantae; Streptophyta; Magnoliopsida; Poales; Poaceae
Product: transcription factor Dp family member 3-like
Exons: 6
Coding region: 1-744 (247 amino acids)
Biological process (GO): regulation of cell cycle; regulation of transcription by RNA polymerase II
Cellular component (GO): nucleus; transcription regulator complex
Molecular function (GO): DNA-binding transcription factor activity, RNA polymerase II-specific; RNA polymerase II transcription regulatory region sequence-specific DNA binding
Source: RefSeq, a predicted model, not a curated record